Nelumbo nucifera (sacred lotus) is the source of this 918-nucleotide messenger RNA. The record is from RefSeq and is a predicted model, not a curated record. NCBI's taxonomy places the organism in Eukaryota, Viridiplantae, Streptophyta, Magnoliopsida, Proteales, Nelumbonaceae.
AUGGCUCUCAACAACAAUCAACUACCAGUGGAAAGCCAAGCUACGACACCCAUCGGGAUCAAGGCUGCUAGCUCGUCUGUGGGGACCAAGAAAAAUCAUGGGAGGCAUGCUCACCGAGUCAGGAAGAAAAGCCAGCCUGCUCCAACCAGGGAAAAAUCAGGAAGCAAAGCAAACAAUAAGGAAGAAAGUAAGAACCUUAAAAACAAGAUAGAAGACCUGAUCAAAUGGGGUUAUCUGAAACAAUUCAUCAAGGAUGAACGACGACUUGAAGAUCAAGGCAAAGAGGUACCCCAAGCAAGUCGGGAGCAAGAUGCAGCUCCCAAAAACCAGCAACAAGAGCGACCUGUCCAGGGAACAAUCAAUAUGAUCACAGGAGGAUCGAUUAUCGCCGGAUGCACCACCUCAGCAAGUAAGAACUCAAUCAAGGAAGUGGAGCAAGAAGACAGCAACCCAUCGAAGCGCCCAAAGAGAGAAGAGGUAAUCUACUUUACCAAGGACAACAUGUAUGGAAUCCAAUACCCGCAUGAUGAUGCCUUGGUAAUAAGGCUACUCAUCAACGACUUCAAGGUGAAAAGAAUUCUUGUCAAUUCUGGUAGCUUAGGUGAUAUUUUGUUCUUGGAGGACUUUGAGCGGAUGGAGCUUGGCAAAGCCGACCUACAGCCCGCCAAUGUCCCCCUAAUAGACUUCAACGGAGAGGUAGUUUGGCUUAUAGACAAAGUAAGAGUACUAGAGGAAGCAGGUUCGCCUCUCCACACGAUGCGGUUUGACCACGAAUUCCUAGUGGUCGCCACCCCUUCUCCAUACAACACCAUAUUAAGUCCACCGAUCCUACAUACCCUCCGAGCUAUUGUUUUGACAUACCAUCUGGUGGUGAAAUUCCCUACUGACACAGGCAUUGGAGUAUUGCGAGGUGAUUAG